Lathyrus sativus (Indian pea) is the source of this 1338-nucleotide messenger RNA. NCBI's taxonomy places the organism in Eukaryota, Viridiplantae, Streptophyta, Magnoliopsida, Fabales, Fabaceae. The record is from the annotation of a GenBank genome assembly.
AUGGUAAUGCACAUGAAAAUCAUAUUUUUGUAUUUGUGCUUUUUGUAUUUCUUGGCUGAAUCAUCAUCAUCAUCAUCUACUAUCCAAAAUUACACAAGGUAUAAACAAAUCAGUAGCUUGAGGCUUGAAAGGAUUAAUAAUCACUUGGAAAAUAUUAACAAGGUUCCUGUUCUCACCAUAGAGAGCCCAGAUGGUGAUCUUAUAGAUUGUGUCCACAAAAGAAAACAAUUAGCUUUGGAUCACCCACUUUUAAAGAAUCACAAGAUCCAGAAAGUGCCGAGUGAGAUGCCAAGAGGGAUGAAGGUGAAGAAAGACGACAAUGAUGAUACUAAUAAUAAUACUAAGACUAAUGUGGGGGGUGGAGAAGGAAAAGGGAGGGUAAGAAGAGAUGUGUGGCAAAUGUGGCACCGAAACGGAACAAGGUGUCCCAAGGGGACUGUUCCGAUACGGAGGAGUACGGUGCAUGAUGUGUUGAGGGCGAAGUCUUUGUAUGACUAUGGUAAGAAACAACGGACACAAAUUCCGCUUGUUCGCCGGAGUGAUGCUCCUGAGCCUGAUAUACUCGCCGCCGGCAAUGGUCAUGAGCAUGCGAUAGCAUACACAGGAUCAUCAUCACAAGAGAUGUACGGUGCAAAAGCAUCGAUAAGCGUGUGGGACCCAUCAAUUGAAGUGAUGAACGAGUUCAGUCUCUCGCAAAUUUGGGUCCUUUCUGGAUCGUUCGAUGGUCCUGAUCUUAACAGCAUUGAAGCUGGAUGGCAGGUCAGUCCGGAGCUUUAUGGUGACACCAGACCCAGAUUAUUUACUUACUGGACGAGUGACUCUUAUCAAGCAACUGGAUGUUACAAUCUUCUUUGUGCUGGUUUUAUUCAAACCAAUAGCAAGAUAGCCAUUGGUGCUGCAAUUUCUCCAGUCUCUUCUUAUGCUGGCAACCAAUAUGACAUUUCAAUCCUCAUUUGGAAGGAUCCUAAGGUAGGAAACUGGUGGAUGAGUUUUGGCGACAACACAUUGGUAGGAUAUUGGCCAUCAGAGUUAUUCACGCACCUCGCCGGCCACGCCACCAUGGUGGAAUGGGGCGGCGAGGUGGUGAACUCACGCUCCAAUGGCCGACACACCUCCACCCAAAUGGGCUCCGGUCACUUCGCCGAAGAUGGAUUUGGAAAAGCGAGCUACUUUCGCAACCUCGAGAUUGUGGACGUUGAUAACACUCUUAGCUCAGUGCAAAGCAUUUCAACACUAGCAGAAAACACAAACUGUUACGAUAUUCAAAGCUCCUAUAGUAACGAAUGGGGUACGUAUUUCUAUUAUGGUGGGCCUGGGAAUAAUCCUCAGUGUCCAUGA